Molecule: messenger RNA, 645 nt
Organism: Striga asiatica
Lineage: Eukaryota; Viridiplantae; Streptophyta; Magnoliopsida; Lamiales; Orobanchaceae
Source: the annotation of a GenBank genome assembly
AUGGUGAUUGUGAGGUUAAUCCCGCUCCAUGCAAACGCCUCUAAUAUGUCUUCUUCCGGGACUUGGUUCUGCAAAAGCACGUCGACCACCAUUGAUGGGACGAGCCUCUGCGCAUUUUGUCGUCCCCAGUUGAUCCCUAUCGUGCCCUCUGUCUCGACAAUAAUAUUGCCGAUAACCGUAAAGAAAAUCGCUGCAAAAUGCAGGCACUUCAUGAACUCUACUCCCAUCGGCACGCUUGGGAGUGUAGUCUUUCUGCUCUUCAUGAACUCUACUCCCAUCGGCACGCUUGGGAGUGUAGUUUUUCUGCUGCCCCUUCACGACCUCCACCGGGAACACGCACCCGCCCGUCGACGGGUCUUCAGUCACGACUCGCCCGAGCCCUCCGAACUCGCACUCCUUCUCGUCUUGAAACUUUGCCUGGAAAUACAUGUUGAACGCGUACGACACGUUCUGCCACCUGUCGAGCCCGCUGCACGACCCUCCCGUGUACAUGCUCGUGCAGUCCCCUCCACCGCACGCGACCCUAUACUCUGCUUCGACUCUUUCGUCGUCCUCCAACGACGGGUCCAACACGCACCACCGCUCGGGCAUCCGAUUAAUCCCGCGGGCCCGGACCGGGAGCACGUCUCGACCUUGGCCCGUUAG